This is a messenger RNA of Hirsutella rhossiliensis, 1869 nucleotides long. Its product is annotated as multicopper oxidase domain-containing protein. The coding region runs from base 1 to 1869 and encodes 622 amino acids. The record is from RefSeq and is a predicted model, not a curated record. Lineage: Eukaryota; Fungi; Ascomycota; Sordariomycetes; Hypocreales; Ophiocordycipitaceae. The transcript has 3 exons. Gene Ontology annotation, molecular function: oxidoreductase activity; copper ion binding.
AUGCUCAGAGCAGCUGCGGCCCUGUCUUUGCUCCUGCUCGGGGUGCGAGCCGAGCUCCAGUGUCAUGACCACAAGUUUCAGCCCGACUACGUGCUCGUGGCCAGUGAGGACGACAUCACAAUAAACUGCGAGAGCAGACACUCGGUCACUGUCAAUGGCACCUCCCCGGGCCCCCCUCUGUACCUGACAGAGGGACAGACAACAUGGAUCCGUGUGUAUAACCGCAUGCUGGAGCAAAACCUCACCAUGCAUUGGCAUGGCCUCGCCCAAAAGACAGCCCCAUUCUCGGAUGGGACGCCCUUGGUUAGCCAGUGGCCCAUUGCCCCUGGCUACUUCUUCGACUAUGAGAUCAGGCCAGACAUUGGCGACGCCGGAACGUACUUUUACCACUCGCACGUAGGGUUCCAGCUGUUGACGGCUCACGGCGCUCUGAUCGUCGAGGAGCAGGACCCCACGAAGGCCGAGAAGGAGUAUGGCAAAGAUGUGAUCCUCAUGCUGGGCGACUACUACGCCGCCGAGGACCACACCAUUGAGGCUGGACUGCUGGCAGAUCCCUUCAAGUGGUCGGGAGAGCCCCAGGCCGUGCUGGUCCAGGGCCAAAGCGGCAAGUCUGGGUUCGACAAUGCAACGGACAGAUCAUGCGAACCCCACGUCAUCGAGGUUGAGCCCGACAAGUUGUACCGGCUGCGCGUCAUUGGCUCCACGGCCCUCUCCGUGGUAAAGAUGGGCAUCGAGGACCACUCGAGGCUCGAGGACUCGAGGCUCGAGGACUCGAGGCUCGAGGUGGUUGAGGCGGAUGGCGCAUACACCGAGCCCGUGCCCGUCGACCACAUGCAGGUCGCACCCGGGCAGCGUUUCAGCUACCGGCUGCGGACCAAGUCGGCCAAGGAGAUUGAGGAGGCGGGCAAAACCGAGUUCUGGGUCCGGUACGAGAGCCGCGAGCGCCCGGAGAGCAUCAAGGGAUAUGCCCUGCUCAGGUAUCGCAUGUCCCUGUGCGAGCAGCCGGAGGCCUCGGUCGCGUCGCUGCCGGAGGAGCCGCCGGUCGAGCUGCCGCAGACGACGAGCGACUACCUCGAGUACAAACUGCAGCCCAAGCUGGAAGAGACGCGCCGCAAGUUCCCUCGGCUCGGGGAGGUGACGCGCACAGUCACCAUCCAGGUCAACCAGAUGCUCACCAGCGGCGAGUACGUCGACGGCAAGCUCAACGGCAGCUUGGUGUGGGUGCAAAACGGGUUCGCCUGGAAAGAGGACGUUCAAGCGGCGGCCAACCAGGUCCCCUAUCUCGUCGACAUUUACACGGGGUCCAGGAAUGCGCCCGACUAUCGGCUCGCCCUCGACCACGGCGGCUUUGACCCCCACAGCAAGACCUUUCCCGCCAGAGUCGGCGAGGUGCUGGACAUUGUGUGGCAGAACAACGGAGGCAUCACGGGCAACUAUGACGUCCACCCGAUGCACAUCCACGGCGAGCACGCCUGGGACCUGGGCUCGGGCAACGGGACCUACAACGCGGAGGAGAACGAAAGGCGCUUUGAAGACUUCACCCCAGCUCGCCGAGACACGACUCUCCUGUACCGCUACACCACCAAGGGCGUGCCGAAGACGACGGCCGGCUGGCGAGCCUGGAGAGUCAGGGUGACCGAGGACAACAUCGGCGCAUGGAUGAUGCACUGCCACAUUGCGCAGCACGCCGCCAUGGGCAUGAACACGGUCUGGGUAUUUGGCGACGAGCGGGAAAUCAGGCGCAAGUUCCCGGCGGCACCCAACGCGGCAGCCUACCUCAGCUACCAGGGGGAUGCCUACGGGAACUCUGAUCGGUAUCCUAAUGUUAAUCACUACUUCACCACGACAAAUUCGACGCAGGCCAGGUAG